This is a messenger RNA of Australozyma saopauloensis, 1002 nucleotides long. RefSeq names its product Pho100p (gene PHO100). NCBI's taxonomy places the organism in Eukaryota, Fungi, Ascomycota, Pichiomycetes, Serinales, Metschnikowiaceae. Gene Ontology annotation, molecular function: nucleotidase activity. The record is from RefSeq and is a predicted model, not a curated record. The transcript has a single exon. Bases 1 to 1002 code for a protein of 333 amino acids.
AUGAAGUUCUCCUCCAUUGUCUGUGCUCUCACAGCUGCUGUCUCUGUUAUCGCUGCUCCAGUCUCUUCUGGUAGCAACAACACCAACAAGACCAUUUUGCUUACCAAUGACGAUGGUUGGGCUUCCACCAACAUCCGUGCCACUUACAAGAACUUGAAGAAUGCCGGUUACGAGGUCAUCAUGGUCGCUCCAGUCUCUCAAAGAUCUGGUUUCGGAGGUCAAUUCCUCUUGCCAACCACCAAGAACUUGACCACUGGUGGUGAGUUCAACUACCCACCAGCUGGUUCUCCAUCUUGGGACCACGAGAAGGACGACAUGAACAUCUGGUACUUCAACGGUACCCCAUCCUCCUGUGUUGCCUUCGCUUUGAACUACAUUAUGCCAAAAUACUACAACAACAAGACCGUCGACUUGGUUGUCUCCGGUCCUAACGAGGGUACCAACAUGUCUCCAGGUUUGUACACCUUGUCCGGAACCAUGGGUGCUACUUACAGUGCUGUUAACAGAGGUAUCCCAGCUAUCGCUUUCUCUGGCUCCAACUCCAACAACUCUUUCUACAAGGAUGACGUCUCUAAGGAGAACGACAAGACCUUCACCCCUAACAUCUUGGCCAAGAAGGUUGUUCAAUUGGUCGAUGCUUUGUUCGCUUCUUACCACAACCACCCUAACAUGUUGCCAGUUACCACCGGUCUCAACGUUAACUUCGGCCCAGUCGGUGCUGACUGCAUGGACCCAGAGUACGUUUUCACUCGUUUGGACGGUCCUGACUCUAUGACUCCAUCUUUGGCCAUGAACCAGACCACCGGCUUGCCAGUCUGGUCAUUUGGUUACUACCCCGCUACUUUCACUUGUGUCUUUGGUGACUGCGACUUGCCAUCCGAGGCUUGGCUCAUCACCGAGAAGACUUGUAAGGCUUCUGUCUCUCUCUUCUCCAUUGACUACGACGCUGACUACAAGCAGGCUUCCCGUGUCCAAAGUUACUUGGCUCCAGUCUUGAACUAA